Molecule: messenger RNA, 615 nt
Organism: Funneliformis geosporum
Lineage: Eukaryota; Fungi; Glomeromycota; Glomeromycetes; Glomerales; Glomeraceae
Source: the annotation of a GenBank genome assembly
GAUUUUAAUGUUCCUGGACCUUCUCCCGCUCGACCUGAUAAUGAACAGGAUUUUAAUGUUCCUGGACCUUCUCCCGCUCGACCUGAUAAUGAACAGGAUUUUAUUAUUCCUGAACCUUCUCCCGCUCGACCUGAUAAUGAACAGGAUUUUAAUGUUCCUGAACCUUCUCCUGCUCGACCUGAUAAUGAACAGGAUUUUAAUGUUCCUGGACCUUCUCCCGCUCGACCUGAUAAUGAACAGGAUUUUAAUAUUCCUGGACCUUCUCCCGCUCGACCUGAUAAUGAACAGGAUUUUAAUGUUCCUGAACCUUCUCCUUCUCGACCUGAUAAUGAACGGGAUGUUAAUAUUCCUGAACCUUCUCCUACUCCUCAAUUACAUAAUCUUCGACCACGUCGAAAAAAUGUAAACUAUAAUGUUGGUACUUCUAGAAAACGCCGUAAGAAUAAUUCUAUACGACAAAGGUCAUCGUCACCAUUUCCCGCACCUUCAAUUCCUUAUUCUCCUCCAGGACCUGUAUCACCAUCUUUUAGUGAAGGUUUUUCUGAUGAUGCUGAUUAUGAUGGAACUUUGAGAGAACCAAUCUGUUUAAAUUGUUUAAUUCAUUGUCCUGAUUAA